Molecule: messenger RNA, 8790 nt
Organism: Spirodela intermedia
Lineage: Eukaryota; Viridiplantae; Streptophyta; Magnoliopsida; Alismatales; Araceae
Source: the annotation of a GenBank genome assembly
AUGGAGCAGCAGUUGGCGGCGAUCCUCGGGCCGGACCCAUCGCACUUUGAGGCACUGGUGUCCCAUCUCAUGUCCACCGCCAACGAGCAGCGCUCCCAGGCGGAGGGGCUAUUCAACCUCUGCAAAAGCCAUCACCCCGACGUGCUCGUCCUUCGCCUGGCCCAGCUUCUUCACUCCUCGCUGCGCCAUGAGAUCCGGGCCAUGUCAGCCAUCCUCCUUCGGAAGCAACUCACCCGCGAUGAUUCCGUGGCGUCCACGGUGGCGCCGCCGUCCGCCCCGUCUGCGUACCUCUGGCCACGCUUGGCGCCAUCCACCCAGUCUGACAUCAAGUCUCUCUUGCUUGCCUCCGUCCAGCGCGAGGAGGUUAAGUCAAUAUGUAAAAAGCUAUGCGACACCGUCUCGGAGCUUGCCUCCAACCUCCUUCUCGAAAACGCCUGGCCAGAUAUCCUCCCCUUCAUGUUCCAGUCCGUUACCUCGGACUCGCCGCGCCUCCAGGAGUCCGCCCUUCUCAUCUUCUCUCAGCUAUCCCAGUACAUUGGGGACAUUCUACUUCCACACCUCUCCACACUCCACACCGUAUUUCUCAAUGCCCUAUCCUCCGCUACGUCGACACCUGAUGUCCGCAUUGCUGCCCUCGGCGCUGCCAUUAAUUUCAUUCAGUGCCUCCCAUCAACCUCCGACCGAGACCGAUUCCAGGAUCUCCUCCCUGCCAUGAUGCGCACCCUAACGGAGGCACUCAAUUCUGGGCAGGAGGCCACUGCUCAGGAGGCCCUUGAAUUACUCAUUGAGCUUGCUGGGACCGAACCAAAGUUCCUCCGCCGCCAGCUAGUUGAAGUUGUCGGCUCUAUGCUCCAGAUUGCUGAGGCUGAUGGCCUCGAAGAGGGGACGCGGCACCUUGCUGUGGAGUUCGUCAUUACUCUUGCUGAGGCUAGGGAGCGUGCCCCUGGCAUGAUGCGCCGUCUGCCCCAGUUUGUUGGGCGUCUCUUUGCAGUCCUGAUGAAGAUGUUGCUGGACAUUGAAGAUGAUCAGGCCUGGCACAGUGCAGAGUCAGAGGACGAGGAUGCUGGGGAGACCAGCAACUACAGUGUGGGGCAAGAAUGCCUGGACCGUCUUUCAAUCGCCCUUGGCGGAAACACAAUUGUUCCCGUUGCAUCUGAGCUCCUCCCUGCGUACCUUGCUGCUCCAGAGUGGCAGAAGCACCAUGCAGCCUUGAUCACCCUUGCACAAAUUGCUGAAGGUUGCUCGAAGGUAAUGGAAUAUGUUAUUUGCCCGCCGAUUUUUAAUGUGCUGUUUCAUUUUCAAAAAGGGUUAUUUUGUGGGUAAAUAGCAUAAAUUGGUCGGGUCACUGUAAUUGGACGACGAGACAUCUUGUAGUUCCGAUUCACAAGCUCAUAUGGUUUACAUUCCGGCAUUAUCAGUUUGGAGAAUGAGGAUUCCGUUGUUCAAUUGCCUCAAUUAUUGUUGAUAUUUUCCUUGCCUGAGUGCUUAUUUGGUUUCCUUUUAUGGCAUUUCUUUUGUGCUAAUGCAGGUCAUGAUAAGAAAUCUCGAACAAGUUGUGUCCAUGGUUUUGAGCUGUUUUCAAGAUCCGCAUCCCCGUGUGCGGUGGGCAGCAAUUAAUGCCAUUGGACAGUUGUCUACCGAUCUGGGGCCGGACCUACAAGUUCAAUAUCAUCAGCGUGUUUUGCCAGCUCUAGCAUCAGCAAUGGACGAUUUCCAGAAUCCACGUGUCCAGGUAAGAUGCCCAAUGAUCACCUGAUGCUGUGCCAUUGAUUUUCACUUUCUAAGUUCACAUUCGACUUCUAGGAAGCACAAUUUAGACCAUUAUUUGGAACACUCCAGAUUGCAUAUGGCGUCAGCAAUUAUUUUGAAGUUGCCAAUGUUAUUUGAAUAUAUUCAUGUUCAGUUCAAAUACAACUAGGCUACUGUCCAACGAAAUGCUAAGGAUGGCAUUACUUUCAAUUGGGUCAUGUUUGAUGAUAAAUAGUCUUUAAGCACCGGUAACUUUGAAUAUCAGCUUUCGUGGUACCAUGAUUUUCGCCUGCAUCAGAUGAUGAAUAACUACAUGUCACACCAUAGGAUAGGAUUCAGAACGAUUUUGGUGAAAAUAUUUUUCUGGAAAAAUUAUAUAGGUAAUUAUUAUAAUUUAUGUUGAGGAAAAGUUGUGUUUCUAUUUCUUAUUUCCAUGUGAUUUUGUUUUGCUUGCGGUUUGCAAAAAUAUAGUUCCAGCUUGCACUCCAAUCCUUCAUGGAAACUGGAAAAUUAUGGUGAAGCAUACCAUGGUCUAAUGGUUCCCAAAAAAUGAAGAGAAAUAAUAAAGUAGAGACAAUGUUAGGGUAAAACAGUGUAGAAAGGAGUGAGGUGGAAAAGAAGGAAAAAAAAGGAAAAAACGUACCUCGAGGACUACAGUUCAACAUUAGUAUGCAGUGACAUCCCCAAUUUCCAUCCUUCUUACGGCAACGUAUCCAUGAAAUAAAUGCAUCAAUCCUUAUUGAUAUUUGGAAAAUCUCAUAGUUACAAACAUACAGUAUUACACAUCUUGAAGAACGUGCGUAAAUGGACAAGUGAUUACCAAAAUUCCAGUACAUAUAUCAAGAACGAAAUGAUUGGUAUAUGGAUGUCAAGGACCUGACUUGACAACUGAAUCCGACCUCUUUUUUUUGUCUCGUCACAUUGGCAAGAAAUAAUACUCCUGCUCGAGGAUGUUAAGUAUUUUAAAAUGCUAUUACAAUUUAGAAGGAGUGGAACUGUGGAAUAUUUAAACGAGAAUUCGAAGGCUUACAAAAUUCAUCAACAAAACUUAUAAUUAAACCUAGCUUGGUGCUGUUGUAUCCGUUUGCAAAUUUUUUGUAUUGCUUUUCUUUUCCUUGGUGCCGAAGAAAUUUUAUCAUAAUAGAUAUCCUUACGAUUAAUUGGCUCCUACCAUAUUUAUAGGCGCAUGCGGCUUCUGCAAUUCUAAAUUUCAGUGAGAACUGCACUCCAGAGAUUUUGACACCAUAUUUGGACGGAAUAGUGAGUAAAUUACUCGUUCUACUUCAGGUAUGAUGUUUCCUAGACGUCAAUAUGGAGUUCGGUUUGUGGGUAGUCUAAUGUUUUCUUGGUACAUCCUUCUGAUUUAAUAUGUCUUGCAUAUUAACCCUUGUGUACAGAACGGAAAGCAGAUGGUGCAGGAGGGGGCCUUAACAGCACUAGCAUCAGUUGCAGAUUCAUCUCAGGUGGCUUUGUAUUCUCGAGUUUUCUGCUUAAUCAGUCAUUUGAAUAGAUGAUGAUCCUGACUGAGUUUACCUUCAUAUCAUAAUGUAGGAGCAUUUUCAGAAAUAUUAUGAUGCUGUUAUGCCAUACCUCAAGAGUAUAUUGAUGACUGCCAGUGACAAGUCUCGACGAAUGCUUCGUGCGAAGUCUAUGGAAUGCAUCAGUUUAGUCGGAAUGGCUGUGGGCAAGGAGAAGUUUAGGGAUGAUGCCAAGCAAGUGAGUGAUUUCUUUUGUAUAUGCCUUCUCAGGAAAAUUUAUUUCAUCAUUUUUAUGCCUCCUCCUCCGCCACCCCCCCACCCCCCCCAACAUAUCUUUCUAUUACUCUAACCCUCUUGCUGUAUUUUCCUCUCCCUCAUUUUAUCUAUCUGCAUCUUUUGGUGAAGAAAAAGAAGGAAAUGAGAAUGAGAGUGGAAGGAGAAAGAAAGGUGAAAAAACGUUUGAUUUAUCAUGAAAAUGGGUUGAUGAUGAGUAGAUUCAUAUAAUGGAAGGACUUUGAAAAUAUCUCGCUAUCUUUGUAGUAUUAUUAAAUCACAUUUUGAUCUUGAAGAGAAAAACAGAGGGAUGACUGGUGGUUUUUAUGAUUCUGAGGUGAGAGAUAAAUUGGAUGUGUAGAUGUCUAUUAGUGGAUGGAUAUUUGUUAUCAGGUGGGUGGUGAUUUCUUGAGUUGUAGAUAAUUUCUUCUGUAGAUGCUGAAAUUUGUAUGUGGAAAUGGUUUUUUUGGGUGUGAAGAUUAAGCUGCGACACAGUGACGAAUCAUGCCUUUUCUUCAAUGAAAUUGGGUCGGCUUACUAUGGUUCUUUAAUGUUUAGUGAUGAAUGAAAAAACAACAACAAUAUCUAUCCUCUGUCCUUGACGUUUAGUUUGGUUAAUCUUGGCAAGAAACAGGAAAAUACAGCAUUCAUUUUUUUUUAAUUGCCAAUGUCUCUCAACUUUUCUGAGAACAGUUUCAUUUCAUCAAAAACUAUCAAAACAAUUCUAACAUUCUUCAGUAUUCCAGCUUGGAGCGUUAGUCUGUCACCCUGAUAUAGGUUCUACGUGAACCUAAUGCUUUUUGUUAACCCAUUUAUUUUUCUUGACUCUGUAGAUGAUGUUAAAUGAAGCAUUUGCUCUUUUUCGGUUUUUUUUAUAAUUUUGGUUCAAUUUUUUAUCAUAAAUAUUUUCUCUCAAGUAUAUUUUUCUUGUAUUGGCAUUAAAUGAUUUCAUAUUUCGUUAGAAUGAUUUUAUAUUUUUUGUUUUACUUAUCUAGGUUAUGGAAGUAUUGAUGACCCUGCAAGGAUCUCAGAUGGAGAGUGAUGACCCAACAAUCAGUUACAUGCUACAAGUAAGUGUUAAUAUCUGUCUACUUGACAAUUAUUGCUUCAGAUGUGCAGUUCUAAUAGAAGAUAUAAAAUGUAGGCGUGGGCCAGGCUUUGCAAAUGCUUAGGGAAGGAUUUUCUUCCUUAUAUGAGUGUCGUCAUGCCUCCAUUGCUUCAGUCUGCUCAACUAAAACCAGAUGUUACUAUAACCUCAGCGGAUUCAGAUGACGACAUUGAUGAGUCGGAUGAUGAAAGGUUUGUUUUCGCUUUUGGGUACCCGGUGAUGUUUUCCUGUGGAUCAGUAUUAUCCCCUCACAGUCAUUCUUCUUGAAGUUACAUCAUCUUCUUUAAAAUAGAAGAAUGUGUUCUUGUUGUAGUCAUCUUGUUCUGCACUUCCAAUUACCAACUAUCUCUAAAUUUUAUUCAUUUGAAGAAUUUGUAGUUUUUUCAUACUUUUGCAGUAAUAUAUGCAGAACACGUUUUGUAAGGGUUUUAUCUUACAUAACUCGUGACUCCUGAGGAUCAUCUCUUCUUCUAAGAAUUCAGGAUUACUAUGUAACCCAGGGAAAAGGUCAACAGUUGCUGAGAAUAUUCAUCUUUGACUUCAACGUUUCCCCCAAAACUAGCGUGGAGAAACAGAAAUUCGUUGUUUGGUCCGGAUCCAUAUCAUCCUAUUUUGUUUUCUGGUAUAGUAUUGUGGCUUCUUCUGGAUAAGCUCUUCCAGGAUUUUUCUAAACCAAGCCAUUGCUUUAAUAAUUUUUCUUUUCUUAGUGCGUUUGCCUAUCCUGCGCAUUGGUGAGCCGCUUCAACCAAUGUUCCAAGUGUGAGAAAACGAUCUAGUAAUUUAACUAUUAUUUAUUCUUUAUUUUUUUGUUGCAGCAUCGAAACCAUCACUCUUGGGGAUAAGAGAAUAGGAAUUAAGACUAGUGUCCUGGAGGAGAAAGCUACUGCUUGUAAUAUGCUUUGCUGCUAUGCAGAUGAACUCAAGGAAGGUUUCUAUCCCUGGAUUGAUCAGGUUAGUUAUACCUUUGCAUAGGUAGUUUUUCACUUUGACUUCGUCUUUUAAGAAGAGUUUUUGUUCAUGAUUUGUAGGUCGCUCCUACUUUAGUUCCUCUUCUCAAGUUCUAUUUUCACGAAGAAGUUCGAAAAGCAGCUGUGUCAGGUUCAAACGAUGUUAUGAUGAUAAUCUAUCCGUUUUCAUUUGUGGAAGACAUUCCUCUCAGCGUGCAUCCCUUUGGCUUCUGUAGCGAUGCCAGAGCUCUUACGAUCAGCUAAGUUGGCAGUGGAGAAAGGACUUGCACAAGGACGAGAUGAAUCAUACGUGAAACAGUUGUCUGACUAUAUAAUUCCAGCUCUGGUUGACGCAUUAAAUAAGGUCUGUUUUUCUUAUGCAAAUUUCUUAGCUUCACAUUAUUCUUACUUACACAUCAUUAGCGUCAGUAACUUGUUUGUGCUGAGAUUUUCAAUGUCUUUCGAUGACGUCAAACUAUAGGAGCCUGAGACAGAAAUUUGUGCUACAAUGUUGGAUUCGCUGAAUGAGUGCAUACAGGUAUGGUUCUUUCUUAACGUCAACCUUUUAUAUCCUCUCGGGCUGCCAUUUAACGAAAGAACCAUUUAGAUGCCAAUGCUUUUCUUCUUAUGGGUAAAUCCAUUGUAUCUGCUUUAUUCCUAGCUCUCUAUGGAUUUACUUAAUCACGUGAAAUAAGUUACUAGGUAAGCUUUGCCUGGUGAAUAAAAUUAAAAUGAGAACUUGUCCACACAAGCAUGAAUGUUCACACACUAGAAUUUUCAUUCACCCGAAUGUUUGAAUGUGCAGCUGUCAUUGGUGUAAACGAUUCUACUUUUCAUCUGAAGGAGAACCCACACAUUAUUUUAAAAUUUAUUAUAUUUCAAAAUAUAAGCUAUAUGAAAUUUAUUAUGUGAUGUUAUAGAUCAGGUUAGGGGUUAGAUCAAGUUGACGCAUGCAUAGGCUGGCAUGUUACUAGUUGAAGUUUUCGUUGAGUCAGGAUUUUAUUAGACUUCUGUUUUGAUUAGUCACUGCUUGUUCCAAGUUGGAGAAUAUCUAUGUCAAAUAAGUUUUUUGACUGGACCGCUUUGGGUUGACUCCAUUAAUCAGCAAGGUUGGCUCAACCAAGCCGAAAUCUGAAAGCGAUCAUUUAUCUGUAUUCUUCUUGUUUCCAUUCCCAUUCAAUUGGUAGUUGAUUAUACAUUACGGUGAAGUAUAUCUUUGAGUUUCAGGAUCAAGUAUACUAAAAUAUAUUUCCUGUUUUAAAGUCAUUUUGUUGCUCAUUCACAUGACAAGAAAGCAGCUAUAUAACAGUAUCUCGUCUACCUUUUAUCUUUGAUAUUUCAGAUUUCGGGAUCACUUCUCAGUGAAUCUCAGGUCAGGUGCAUUGUAGAUGAGAUAAAACAUGUGAUCACAGCGAGCUCAACCAGAAAGAGAGAAAGAGAUGAGAGGACGAAGGCUGAAGAUUUUGAUGCGGACGAGGGAGAGUUUCUUAGAGAAGAGAAUGAGCAAGAAGAAGAAGUACUUGACCAUGUAAGUGUUAUACUGCAUAAAUCUGAUUUGAACUCGAUUAUUCACGCAGAGAUGCAUUGAUUAUUUAUAUGAAAUUUUUUUUGUUUCAUUUUUUCACUAACUCUUUGAUAUAGGUUGGUGAUUGCUUGGGUGCUUUGAUCAAGACUUUCAAAGCUUCAUUUCUUCCUUUCUUUGACGAGCUCUCUACAUUCAUAAUGGCUAUGUGGGUAAGCCCUUACAGAUUCCCAAAUAUGCAGCACCUCUGUUCCUGCGCUAUUCAUUUUAUCUGUUCUGUUCUCUGGGUCUUUGCCAAACAUAUGUUCUCUCAAAACUAUAGUGAAUGAACGAUGCAUAUUUCUUUCUCCUCAAAACUAUUGCUUACCAUGCGUCUCUCUUUCUCCUAGGGCAAGGAUAAAACACCUGAGGAGAGAAGGGUUGCCAUUUGCUUAUUCGAUGACGUUGCAGAACAGUGUAGAGAAGCAGCUCUCAAGUGAGCAUUCCCUCUGAAGGCAUUUAUCACGCUAAUGUUUACUUUCUAAUUACAGAAAUUGUUGUGAAUAACACAUUAUUCUCCUCGCUAAACAGAUAUUACAACACCUAUCUACCAUUCCUUCUAGAAUCAUGCAACGACGAUGAUCCAGAUGUCCGACAGGUCUCAUAUCCAAUAUACCUCAAAAUUGUUGUGAAUUAUUUUUUAUUCUUUUUUGGUUGAAGAGAUCCAGCCUGCAGAAGAAAGGCAUAAGCUCAUCUACUUCACUCGCAGGCUGCUGUCUAUGGAGUUGGUGUUUGUGCUGAGUUUGGUGGGUCGGUGUUCAAACCUCUCGUGGGAGGUUGAUCUCGAACCCAGAUGUAGAACUACAAAACCCUAGACACAUAUCCAGGUUCCUGAUUAUAUCGAUCUUGCAGAGGCUCUUUCACGGCUAAAUGUCGUCGUAAGGCACGCAGACGCACUCAAGUCAGAAAACGUCACGGCUUAUGACAACGCUGUCUCUGCUCUCGGUAAGAUAUGCCUGUUCCACCGCGACAGCAUCGAUGCAGCUCAGGUAAUGCCUCUUCUUCACCUGCUUGGUCAGUGCGGAUGUUGUUACCUUUGGCUCUGCUAAGAUCGUUGACUUUGCUGGGUUUCACCUCGCGCAGGUUGUUCCAGCUUGGCUGAAUUGCUUACCCAUUAGAGCGGAUCUGAUCGAGGCGAAAGUGGUCCACGAGCAGCUCUGUACUAUGGUUGAAAGGUAACCCAUGACCGUAUUACGAGCAUCAUUUCUACUGAUUUGGUGACUCUCUGGUACAUAUACGGGUGUACAUUCCGACAUGUAUGACAUGAGAGAAAUUCGCAGGUGGGACAGGGAGCUUCUGGGCCCGAACAACGAGCAUCUUCCAAAGAUCGUCCAAGUCUUCGCUGAGGUACAGAAAUCUUUCUGAUGAAAGCCCAUUUCUAGAUAGAUGCUCCGGCGACUUUAUUCAUCGUAAUUAUGUGAAUGGCAAGAUCGACGCUGUUGAAACUUGUGCUCUUCUAGAUCUUGAUAAGUCCGAUCUUUGAUCGGGGUGGCUGUGGAUGUUCAGGUCUUGUGCGCAGGCAAGGAUCUGGCCACGGAGCAGACAGCGAGCCGGGUGAUCAAUCUUCUUCGCCAGCUUCAGCAGACACUGCCGCCAUCGGUCCUGGCCUCGACCUGGUCCUCGUUACAGCCCCAGCAGCAGCUCACUCUGCAAUCAUUCCUCUCAACCCAAUAG